AGCUAAACUAUAAAGUCACUUAUUAACGGUUAAAACCCUUUCUUUUCUGGAAACCUCCUAAAACCCUAAACUCUCUGUGUUUCUUCACAAAACAAUGGCAGAGCCAACUCAACUGACUCAGUAUAUUGAAUCGUACGUUGACGCGUCUCGCUCUCUGUCUCAGCAGGCUGCAAGUUUGGACGCGAUUGUUUUGCUUUUGAAGAAUGAUGCAGUAACUAUAGGAUCAUUGGUUAAGGAAAUGGAGAUGUAUUUGACUACAACAGACGAUAUAAUACGUGCAAGAGGAAUUCUUUUGCUUGGAGAAGCUCUUAGCCAUCUUUCAUCAAAGCCACUAGACAAUACGACUAUACAUAGCUUGAUAGCAUUCUUCACAGAGCGAUUGGCAGAUUGGAGAGCUUUACGUGGUGCACUUGUUGGUUGUUUGGCACUGAUAAGGAGGAGAAGUAAUGGCAUUAUCACUGGCAUUGAUGCAAAAGUUGUUGCUGAGUCUUAUUUACAGAAUUUGCAGGUGCAGUCUCUAGCGCAAUACGACAGGAAGCUGUGCUUUGAACUUUUGGAAUGCCUACUAGAAAAUUGUCCUGCUGCAGUUGCUUCCCUGGGCGAGGACCUUAUUUAUGGAAUCUGUGAAGCUAUAGACGGAGAAAAGGACCCUCAGUGUUUGAUGCUAACGUUUCACAUUGUGGAGGUGCUGGGGAAACUAUUUCCAGAUCCUAGUGGUCCAUUUUCAAGUUUUGCUGGUGACAUAUUUAGUAUUUUGGGCUGUUACUUCCCCAUUCAUUUUACACAUCCAAAAGCUGAAGAUGUUGAUGUGAAAAGGGAUGACCUCUCAAGGGCAUUAAUGCUUGCAUUUUCUUCUACACCUCUUUUUGAGCCAUUUGCCAUGCCUUUGCUUCUGGAGAAGCUUUCCUCUUCCUUGCCAACUGCAAAGGUUGAUUCUUUGAAGUAUCUCAGCUACUGUACGUUGAAGUUUAGGGCAGACAGAAUAGCAGAACAUGCUGGAGCUAUUUGGUCUUCAUUGAAAGAUGCAAUAUAUAGUUCAGGAGAAGAGCCUAUGCUAUCCUCUGAUUUGGAAUCAGUAGAUUCUCCAGGUUCUGAGAAGAAUGAAAUAGCAACAGAAGCUCUGUUACUAUUGGAGAAUCUUAUUGUACAAAACAACAAUUUCUUUCUAAGUAUGAUUAUUAGUGAUGAAGAGGUUAAGAUGAUUUUCAACACCAUCACCAGCUAUAAGAGCUACAAUGAAAUUUCCUUGCAAAGCAAGCAGAAACUGCACAUGGUUGGUCGUAUCCUUUAUGUUUGUGCAAAAGUUUCUGUUUCCUCCUGCAAUAGAAUAUUUGAGAGUUACUUUCCCCGCCUGAUGGAGGCUCUGGGUAUUUUAGUUGAAAACACAUCUGGGGCUUGCCAUUCCAAUGAAAAUUGCGUAAAAGCCAAACAACCGAAUUAUGGAUCUUUUUAUCUCAGCAUCAAACUUCUUGGAGCAUGCAGAGAUUUGAGCACAAGUUCUGAUAAUCUCGCAUCACAAUGUAUAUCUACAAAUGAGACAUAUUGCUGCUUGCUUCAGCGCUUUUCUACUUCUUUAACUGAAACCUUCAGUGCUGCUUUGGCGACAUCUACCAGUGGACCUGCUCAAGAUGUAGAUAUGUAUCUUGGAGUGAAGGGUUUGCAGAUUCUGGCAACAUUCCCUGGGGGCUAUUUGUUUCUAUCAAAGUUGACAUUUGACAAUAUCUUGAUGACAUUUUUAUCAAUCAUCACUGUGGACUUCAAUAAGACACUGUUGUGGAAUCAGGCAUUGAAGGCACUAGUGCAAAUUGGCUCAUUUGUUCAUGGAUGCAAUGAGUCUGAUAAGGAAAUGAGCUAUGUGGAUAUAGUAGUUGGCAAGAUGAUUUUGUUGGCAUCAUCUCCUGAUUUUAGUAUGCCGUGGUCACUCAAAUUGACUGCCAUCUCUAGCAUCGGCAUGAGUGGGCAAAAGUAUAUGCUGAAAGUUUUUCUAGGGCUGGAAGAAGCUAUACGUGCCAAUCUAGCUGAAAUUUAUGUCCAGGGAAAUCUAAAGUCAGCAAAGAUCUUACUUCAGCUUUUGGAAUGUUAUUCUGAUGAGUUGCUUCCAUGGAUCCAGAAGACUGAAGGUUUUGAGGAAGUUUUGAUGCAAUUUGUGGUGAACUUAUGGAACCAAAUUGAAAAUUUCAACGCUUUCACUGUUGCAUUCCAUGGAAAAGAAUCACUUCUUGAUGCAAUAAUGAAGGUUAUGAAGGAUGCUGUUGCAUUCUGUUCGGUUGAAAGCCAGAAUGUAAUAAUUUAUAAAGCUUAUGGCGUACUCUCAUCAAGCACUUUUUUACCUCUGAAGGAGUCCUUGUCUGAAAAUUCAGUGCAGCUGGAAUGUUUUAGGGCUAUUCAGCAAAUGGACAGGUUGUCCAGUAGAGAUGAAUGGAUCCAUUCUUUGUUUGCGUCAGUGAUUAUAGCAUUGCGUCCCCAAACACACAUUCCGAAUACAAGAAUAGUGUUGCAUUUAUUUAUAACAGCUCUCCUCAAGGGCCAUGUUACUACGGCUGAAGCAUUGGGUUCUCUGGUUAACAAAUUGGAUCAGAAGUCCAAUGAUGCUUGUAUUUCUGGUGAUUGUACCAUUGAAGAAGCAAUGGAUAUAAUUUUUAGCAUAAAUUUGUUAUGUUCUUUUGGCAAUGGUUCCUCUGGGAGAUUUGAUCGAACGAGAAAUGGGGAUGAGAUGGAUCUCAUUAAGUUAUGCCUUGAUGCUCCAAACCUUGCAUGGAUUAAAAUUCCUGCUAUAGUUGGACUAGCAUGGAUUGGGAAGGGUUUGCUUAUGCGUGGUCACGAAAAGGUUAAGGACAUAACAAUGGUUUUCCUCAAUUGCUUACUAUCAGAUGGUGAAAUUGGUGCUUCGCCAUUGAAACAUGGUUCAUUAGAAAACAAUGGCGAGCAAGAUAUGCAACAAUCUGUGAUGAAAUCUGCUUCAGAUGCAUUUCAAAUUCUUAUGAGUGAUUCUGAACUUUGUCUGAACCGCAAAUAUCAUGCAAUAGUACGACCACUUUACAAACAACGGUUUUUCUCGAGCAUAAUGCCUAUCCUCUACCCUUUGAUAACUAAAUCUGAUUCGUCAUUCUCAAAAUCAUUGCUGUACCGAGCUUUUGCGCAUGUUAUAUCUGACACUCCGCUAAGUGUCAUAUCGAAUGAUGCAAAGAAGUUGGUUCCAGUGUUGCUGGAUGGCUUAACCUUGUUAGGCAAGGAUGUUUUGGAUAAAGAUAUCAUGUAUGGUCUCUUGCUGGUAUUAUCAGGAAUAUUGACAGAUACGAAUGGAAAAGAAGCUGUGAUAGAGAAUGCUCACAUUAUCAUUAAAUGCCUUAUUGAACUUGUUGCAUACCCUCAUAUGAUGCUUAUUAGAGAGACAGCAGUUCAAUGUCUUGUUGCCAUGUCAGAGCUGCCUCACACAAGGAUCUACCCUGUGAGAAUCCAGGUAUUACAAGCAAUAUCAAAAGCACUGGAUGAUCCAAAGAGGGCUGUUCGUCAAGAAGCUGUGAGGUGCCGGCAAGCAUGGGCAUCAAUUGCAUCGAGAAGUCUUCAUUACUGAAGAUCGCAGGCAUAGGGCAUUAAUUAUGUCGAGUCUUCAUUACGAAGUGCUCUGCAAAACAAGUCUGGUGACAUGAUUAUGUUUUUCCUCACCAUGUCGCAGUAAAUAUUCUCUAUACCAAAACACUGCAGUUUUUCUAUCAAACUCUAAAGGUCUUAUAAAUGUACAGAGUUUGAAACUUGUUUGUAGCACAAAAUCCACAUGUUGAUUUCUCUCUUGGGAGACCAACAAAAAAGAAAAAGGUUCCUGUUCAUUGGUUAUGACAGCUAGCGUGCUAGACAUUUGGCAUGGAAGUACAUUUGAAGGGAUCUGUCAAUUUAAUUUUAAGAGAAAUCUCUACCUUGUUAGCAUAA
Ricinus communis (castor bean) is the source of this 3927-nucleotide messenger RNA. RefSeq names its product MMS19 nucleotide excision repair protein homolog. Gene Ontology annotation, biological process: iron-sulfur cluster assembly. The transcript is spliced from 20 exons. The record is from RefSeq and is a predicted model, not a curated record. Bases 95 to 3574 code for a protein of 1159 amino acids. Gene Ontology annotation, cellular component: cytosolic [4Fe-4S] assembly targeting complex. Lineage: Eukaryota; Viridiplantae; Streptophyta; Magnoliopsida; Malpighiales; Euphorbiaceae.